UUUAAAACACCGCAUGUACGGAACGGAGGCCUCGUAUGGGCAGGUCAAUGUUUAGGAGAAAAUCGGCUGAAUUUGCCAAACAAUGACCAUCAGUUUCAUAUAAAGUGAUUUUUGAAGUGAUCUGUUUCGAGGGAUUGCCCGUAAAAAUCGUCAAUACAGCAAUAGCUACACGGUUUUCAAUAUAAAAAGUUCUGUCGUCGAAAAUUUGGAAUAUUUUAAACUCCUGUUCCAUGUUAAUUCGGCAAGAUGCCACAUUGGAAUAAUGAAAAUGGUAUGACGAGGGAUAGCAAGCUGGAACUAACGUCAGUAGAACUAAGCUUUGAAAAGAAAGGAUGGUUUGGGAGGCGUUCGAUGAUGGAGAAGGUUAUGCUUUUUCUGCUGCUGUGUUUUUUGAUCACAGUCAUAGUUCUGGCUGUAUUACUGGCAGUCAGGUCAACCCAGGAAGACAAGGAAGAUAUCUGCGUAACUACAGACUGCACCGAGUCAGCUGCUCGGUUGUUGAACAAUCUGGACACAAGUGUGAAGCCAUGUGAUAACUUUUUCGAUUUCGCCUGUGGGACUUGGCGAAAACUGAACAUCAUUCCAGAGGACCGCUCAAGUCAGGAUGUUUUCGGGAUAUUACGUGAUGAAGUGGAAGUGGUCCUUAAAAACCUCUUAGAGGCCCCCGUCACAGAAAAGGAUAUAGGAGUGGAGAAACUCAUAAAGAAUAUGUACUCUUCAUGUAUGAAUCAAGAUCUUAUCAAACAACGAAACAUUUCAGUCGCAUUCCCUGUGAUAAACGAUCUUGGAGGUUGGCCGGUGCUUGGUUCAAAACCAGGCGGUAACUGGAAUGAGAGCGAGUAUGACCUAACGAAGAUUCUGAUUGAACUAAUUAAAUACAACAACAAGCCACUUUUAGAGAUGUAUGUCUACACAGAUGUAAAGAACUCCACCGUCAGAGUAAUUUAUCUCGAUCAGCCAGGGUUUGGCAUGCCUGGUCAGAAGUACUACCAAAAGGGACGUGACGAUGUCAUGGUGAAAGCGUAUGAAGAACUAGCUAAGUCGGUCGUAAUGUCAUUUGGUGCUACUGAAGAAACAGCAACCAAUGAUGUAAAAGCUAUGGUCGAUUUAGAAUUUGACAUAGCAAAUAUUUCUAUGGCAGCCGAAGAUAGGAGAGACAGCAAUGUCCUCUAUAACCGGAUGCCCAUGUCCCAGCUGUCAGAAAAUUUCUCGGAACCUGCAGAUGUGAUGUUUAAUUGGAAUAAUUACAUCACCGGGAUCAUGCUUAUGGAAGGAGUAAACAUCACAGUAAAUGAAAGUGAACCAAUUGUGGUUCGGGCAGUUCCCUACUUCGAAAAAUUCUUCGGAAUUCUACAGAAACACGGAAAAAGAACUGUUUCCAACUACGUCGUGUGGAGGAUAAUGAAGAAUAGGAUUUAUAAUUUGGACGAAACUUACGAGGACAUGAUAACGAAAUAUAACAAGGUGUUAUACGGAACCGCUGUUCCACGUGCAAGGUGGCGUAAAUGUUCCUCUUACAUAAACUCCAACCUUGGAAUGGCAUUGGGGAGACUUUUCGUGAAGGAAGCAUUUGACGAGGAAUCCAAGAAGGAUACAGAGGAGCUGAUUAGGCGGUUAAAGAUAUCCUUCAAUGAACUGGUGGGAGGAAACGACUGGAUGGACGAUGCCACCAGGGAAUUAGCCAGGGAAAAGGCAAAUUCCAUCAAGCAGAAGAUCGGCUAUCAGGAAGUAAUACUUAAUGACAAAGAAAUAGACAAACUUUAUUCCAAUUACUCAGUGAACGCCGACACGUAUUUUGAGAAUAUUUUGGCAAUUAUCAACAGGAUCUCCAUCGACAGUAUCAGAAUGUUGCGCACGAAAGUUGACAAAACUUGGUGGACGACGGCUCCUGCCACUGUAAAUGCUUAUUACAACUCGGUCCUAAACAGAAUUAUGUUUCCAGCCGGGAUCCUGCAACCACCAUUUUACGGGAGAUCUCAACCAAAGUCAAUGAAUUACGGUGGUAUAGGCGUGGUCAUAGGACAUGAAAUCACACAUGGAUUCGAUGACAGAGGGCGCCAGUACGACAAAGAUGGUAACCUGGAACAAUGGUGGUCUGAUGAUGCCAUCUCUAGGUUCAAGGUCAAGGCUCAGUGUAUCAUCGACCAGUAUGGAAACUUCUCGCUUCCAGAGGCGGACGGCAUGCAUUUAAAUGGCAUCAAUACCCAGGGAGAAAACAUCGCUGAUAACGGUGGUCUGAAACAGAGCUUCAGGGCUUAUCGUGACUGGGUAAAGGAGAGAGGCAAGGAGGAGUCACAGUUACCUGGUGUUAGUUAUAACCAUAACCAACUUUUCUUCAUCAAUUUUGCACAGAUAUGGUGCGCAAGCAUGCGCAGAGAAAAUGCAAUCAACCGAAUCCUCACUGGUGUGCACAGUCCCGGGCGCUUUAGGGUCGUUGGAACGUUACAAAAUUCUCCCGACUUUGCUGCUGCAUUUAACUGCCAGAAAGGUAGUUACAUGAACCCAAAUAAAAAGUGUGGAGUGUGGUGAUCACUGUGUGUCGACACUAAAACAACUAGGAUCAAACAUUUUCUAAUGAACACUGAUAUUUAUAUGUUCGUUUUAAACAAAGGCUUGAGAUUGAAAUCAGUUUUAAAAACAAAACAAUGUGCCAUAUCAUUUAUUUUUUCGGAAAUGAAAUAUUGUCUUGAAAUUUCUGGUUUUCUAUAACAUUAAAUGUUAUGCAAUAAAAUUUCCUAUUAUUUACAAAAGAUACAAUCCUCACGCUGCAUAUUCAGUCAAGUGUUUUUUUUAUUAUUUUUACAAAAUGUUGACUCUUCAAUAAAGUAAAGCAAUUUCCAUAUUUCAUUUGUGUCCAUUUGACCACAAAAUGUAUCGCAGUAGUUAUCCGUAAUAAAACAAUAUAAUCUUUGUUUAAACACGAACUAAUCAUGUCCACAGUUAUAGAAAGUCUGUGGUACUUUUCUACAACUUAAUUAGUUAUCAAAAUAUCAAUGAAUACAAUUCUAUUACAUUAUAUUGUAAUAUCACGAAUCAUUUUACAGUAUAUAUUUUUGUAAUGUGAAACACGUAUAUGAUUGCUCUAUAUCAUUCUAAGAGAAAUAUAAUAUUUCAUAUCAAACAAUAAGAAAGAACGUUAUGAAAAGAAGCAUUUCUAUUAUGUGCUAUGAAAACAACAUAACAUUGUAAUAUGAAAACAAUAUUACAUGUACAUUGUUAUACGAAAACAAUAAUUUUAAUUGUUAUAUGGAAACAAUAAUUUUUCAUUGUUAUAUUGAAACAAUAAUUUGUCAUUGUUAUAUGAAAUCAACAUUACUUCAUUGUUAUAUGAAAACAUUGAUAUUACAUUGUCAUAUAAAACAUUUCUAGUAUGUAUUAUACGAUAAUAUAUUGCAUUGUGAUAUGAAAUAAUGUCUAAAUAUGUCUCUAAUCAAUCAUAUGGUAUAGUAUUACCUUGUAAUAUGCAGGAUGUCCAUUAUGCAUACUUCAAUAUAUAUUACUUUGUAAUAUGAAACAUGUGCAGUAUGGAUAAUACAGUGUAAUACUCCAGUGUCAGAUGAAAGAUGAGGAGUAUGUAUCGCACAGAGUUAAAUUUACAUUGUAAUAUAAAUUUGGUCGAAUAUUAAGAAAUCAGAUGUCAAUUGUAACGUCAUUACAUGGACUAUGACGUUACGUUAUGAAUUUAAAAUGGCGCAAAAGAAUGGCUGUCUCGACAUUUGACUGUUAAAAUGGGAAAUUAAUGAGUUUUGUAAUAAAUGUAGUAUAUUAUCUUGAUUUUAUAAAGCGAGUCUGAAUUUUAAAUUUUUGUCAGUCCGCAACAAGCAAACAUUAAAACUUGAGAAGAAUUUCAUAAAAUUAAGAAGAAAAAAAACCCAUUUCAGAUCCAAUAUGUGAUAUGAAAAAAUGUCCAUUAUAUAUACCACAAUUUAAUACAACAUUUUAGAAUCAAACAUGUCAAUUAUCAAUUUGACCACAUUAUAUUUCUUUGUUUUUCAUAAAACUCGCCCUUUGCAUAUUGUGUCAAAUUACAUGAUCUCAUUUGAGAUGAAUUGUACGAUUGCUAUACAUGUAUGUUAUAUUCGAUUCUUCUGAACAGCUAAUUCAUAUCAAUGUUUGAUACUUUUAUUUUCGGAUUUAAAAAUAUAGGGAUCUUCGUUGUUUUUUUUUCUUAUUUUUGUAUAACUUUAUAUAAAACACAAGCGUAUACCUCAAGUGAUUUAUAUAAAUGCUGUAUUCGUUUAAUUAUUGUUUCUAUGCUUUUUUUCAUCCGAUUAUGACACUCGUACCAAGUUUUCAAGAUUAUGUCAAAGUCCCGUAUAUAAUUAUACCGGUCAUUGUUAUUUCUUUCUUUGUUUCAUUUAAACGUCCACAUAUCACCAUAUAUAUCAUUUGCUGACAAAUUGUGCUUAACCACUGAGCAUUGUACCACUCCCCUAUCAUGUUUCUUCAAUAUCCUGUUUCUUCAAUGUUUUUGCUUAUGUUCUCUCCACGCUUAUAGUUUAAUCAUCCAGGCUGCUAAAAUUACUUCGAAUGAAUAUAUUUUCGAAAUAUAUGGAAUGUAAUGCGCUGUAUGGAUAAUCAGGUAUGAUUUUUGUCCGUACAAAUAUGAGACGAAAUUAGUCUUCUUUUCUGACCUUACAUGUUACCGGAUAUCAUCUUUCUACUUGUGACAUCACAGAAGACCGAUCUAUGAUUUAUAAAGUGUAUGAUGUGUAUUCAUGUGUAUGUUACAGAAAUAUGAUGUCAUUAGAUUAAAUAUCGUGACAGAACAUCCACGUGUGAUGCUUCAUCCAGUGUAAUUAUACAAGUUACAAAAUAUGUUUUGAUACAUGCGCUGUUUCCCUUCUCGGCUUACCUCUAUGUCAUCUCUGUGUCAUCUCUAUGUAAUCCGUUUGUAUUCACAUUCCAGUUCUAUUGUACAUAAUGCAGUCGUAAAUGUAAAUAAUGUCCAAAUUAUGUAAUAGUAACUACGCUUUAUCAAUAUCAGAGACACAAAUAUGGGUACAUUCUAUCUAUUAUUCUAUAAAUGCGGCAGUGGUAUACUGUCCCACGGAUGAAAAUAUUUGUACAACGUCCACAUUAUCAAUACGUCCAAACUAACAUAAAAUAUGUUGAAUAUUUUUCAAAACAAACGUGAUUUUUUAUGUUAAAUCUAUUAUUUCAUAUCAGCGUGCAAAUUCACGAAAAUGAUAAUUUUGAUAAGGCCUCAAUGUUAAAAUAGUAAUCGAAAUAUGCUGCAAACAACGAAAAUAUAUGUUUUGAUGUAUCUACAUAUUAAUGAUGAACAUUAUAGAUACAUGCUGAUAAAUCAUUAUCAAACAUCCUGUUAUUGAAUAUCCAGCUAUAUCUUCACCUAAGCAUCGAUCACCUCUGAUAUAAGGUUGAAUAUAAAUACUGUGAAAUGUAAUUACUUGUUGUAUGCCCGGAUAUUUAGCAUAACAAUAUAGUGUAGCACCUAUCUCGGGAUUCCAACGUCACAUUCAAAUAAUCCUUAUUAGGGUUAAAUUCAACGGUGCUCUUAAUUUGUAAAUCUCUUGGGAGAAUGUAUUGUAAGUCACUGCCUAUGUCACGUUUAAUGGGGUUUAAAUAUUAUCUGUCUUCCAAAGAUUCCACAAUGUGAUGCCAGACGGACAUCGUUAUUACAUAAUAUCAGUUUGCCUUCAAAUCACCUGGACUUCAAUCUGGCAGAACAUUUUUGUGUAUUGGAAUUGUUGAUUUCGAAAACAUACGAUACAAUGUCAAUAUGAGGGAAUAACUAUGUUCAACCAUUGAUGACAAUGUUUUAACCACUUAACUAUUACAAUCUAUGAAUACAUAAUGAUGGUAUCUAUUCAGUGCUCGUGUUACCGGUCAUCCUAGAACAAGAUUUGAGUUGGUCAUUCUACAAAAUUGUUUGUGUAAUAUUACAAGUAUGCUUAAGCUGUAAUUAAUGUUAACAUAUGUGUCAUAUCUACUUGUAUAUUUAUGUAAACCCGGAAACUCUUAUGCAAUAAAUUUGUAUAUCUUUCAUUCUUAA
Messenger RNA from Pecten maximus, 6016 nucleotides. RefSeq names its product neprilysin-like. Bases 247 to 2529 code for a protein of 760 amino acids. Lineage: Eukaryota; Metazoa; Mollusca; Bivalvia; Pectinida; Pectinidae. Gene Ontology annotation, cellular component: plasma membrane. The record is from RefSeq and is a predicted model, not a curated record. Gene Ontology annotation, molecular function: metalloendopeptidase activity. Gene Ontology annotation, biological process: protein processing. The transcript is spliced from 22 exons.